This is a messenger RNA of Pestalotiopsis fici W106-1, 3522 nucleotides long. RefSeq lists its product as uncharacterized. The coding region runs from base 1 to 3522 and encodes 1173 amino acids. Gene Ontology annotation, cellular component: membrane. Gene Ontology annotation, molecular function: P-type divalent copper transporter activity; ATP hydrolysis activity; ATP binding. Gene Ontology annotation, biological process: copper ion homeostasis; monoatomic cation transport. NCBI's taxonomy places the organism in Eukaryota, Fungi, Ascomycota, Sordariomycetes, Amphisphaeriales, Sporocadaceae. The transcript is spliced from 2 exons. The record is from RefSeq and is a predicted model, not a curated record.
AUGGCGCCAUCGAAUAUAACCGUGCCUCCGAGGGGCCCGACCAAGUCUUCCUUGCAGACACCAAAGACUGCGCAAUGGGCAACCACCACUCUGCGUGUUGGUGGCAUGACUUGUGGCGCUUGUACAUCCGCUGUUGAAGCAGGCUUCAAGGGCGUCGACGGCGUGGGAAGUGUCUCCGUCAGCUUGGUCAUGGAAAGAGCUGUAGUCAUGCACGACCCCGAGCGAAUUCCCGCCGAGCAAAUACAAGAAAUCAUUGAAGACCGAGGGUUCGAGGCCGAAGUUCUUGCCACCGACCUGCCGUCCCCUCUCAUGAGGCGGGACGACAGCCUCUUUGACGCUGAUGAGCAAGAAUCAGGACCCGCAACCACCGUAACCCAGAUCGCUGUAGAGGGAAUGACCUGCGGCGCAUGCACAUCUGCAGUCGAGGGCGGCUUCUCGGAUGUGCCGGGUGUCAAGCACUUUAGCAUCUCCCUACUGUCGGAACGGGCAGUGAUUGAACAUGAUGCGUCCUUGUUGCCUACAGAGAAGAUUAUUGAAAUCAUCGAAGACCGCGGGUUUGGGGCUACACUGGUAGACAGCGAACUGCAACAACCGGUCAAAAAGAUAUCGCAGUCCCAAGCAGAUAAACCUUCAACGGCCACUACAACCGUGGCAAUCGAGGGAAUGACCUGUGGCGCAUGCACGUCAGCCGUUGAGGGCGGCUUCACCGGACUGGACGGCAUGCUCAAAUUCAACAUUAGUCUUUUGGCCGAAAGAGCUGUCAUCACACACGACACGAAGAAACUGCCAGCCGAAAAGAUCGCAGAGAUCAUCGAGGAUCGAGGUUUUGACGCCAAGAUCUUGUCUACAAUAUUGGAAACUGGCGAUGCGAGUGUUGCCGCCUCGACUGCCCAGUUCAAAAUUUACGGCAGUCCGAACGUUGAAGCCGCCACUGCAAUCGAAAACUCCUUGUUGGCCCUUCCUGGUGUCAAGUCGGCGAAACUUAGUCUGGCCACGGAAAGACUUACCGUUAGCCAUCAGCCGUCCGUCACGGGUCUGAGAAGAAUCGUGGAAACGAUUGAAGCUUCUGGAUACAACGCACUGGUUGCCGACAACGAUGACAAUAGCGCACAGUUGGAGUCCCUGGCCAAGACCAGGGAGAUUCAAGAAUGGCGCAGAGCUUUCAAGGUUUCUCUGUCCUUUGCCAUUCCCGUCUUCUUCAUUGGCAUGAUCUUCCCCAUGCUUAUCCCCAUUCUUGAUUUUGGGGCCUUUGAAAUAAUCCCAGGACUUUUCCUUGGUGAUAUCAUUUGUUUAUGUCUUACGAUACCCGUCCAAUUUGGCAUUGGCAAGCGUUUUUACACUUCAGCGUGGAAAUCCGUAAAGCACGGUUCUCCUACCAUGGACGUUUUGGUCGUUAUUGGUACCUCAUCCGCCUUCUUUUUCAGCGUCAUGGCCAUGGUCGUUUCCAUCUUGUUUCCUCCUCACACUCGGCCUAGUACCAUCUUCGACACUAGCACCAUGUUGAUCACCUUUAUCACUCUCGGUCGCUUCCUCGAGAAUCGCGCCAAGGGCCAAACAUCAAAGGCGCUGUCGCGGCUCAUGUCUCUGGCCCCGUCCAUGGCUACUAUCUAUGCCGAUCCAAUUGCAGCUGAAAAGGCCGCCGAGGGCUGGGAUUCCAUCAAGAGCUCGGAUGAGCCCAAGACUCCAGCCCGUGAAGGCAAUGCUGCAGAGGAAAAGGUCAUUCCUACGGAACUGAUCCAGGUUGGCGAUAUUGUGGUCAUUCGACCGGGAGACAAGAUUCCCGCAGAUGGCAUCAUUGUUAGGGGCGAAACCUACGUCGAUGAGAGCAUGGUCACAGGUGAAGCCAUUCCGGUUCAAAAGAAGAAGGGUGGUCACGUCAUUGGUGGUACGGUCAACGGCCAUGGACGCGUCGACUUCCGAGUCACUCGUGCUGGUCGUGACACACAAUUGAGUCAAAUCGUGAAGCUCGUACAAGACGCACAGACUACUCGGGCUCCCAUUCAACGACUUGCAGACACCAUUGCAGGCUACUUUGUGCCUAUCAUCUUGAUCCUGGGGUUGCUGACCUUCAUUGUCUGGAUGGUUCUCAGUCAUGUUUUGCCCAACCCUCCCAAGAUCUUCCUCUCGGAUGAGAGUGGCGGCAGACUGUUCGUGUGCGUCAAGCUCUGCAUUUCUGUCAUUGUCCUUGCUUGCCCUUGCGCCCUGGGUCUCGCUACCCCUACCGCAGUCAUGGUGGGCACUGGAGUUGGCGCCGAAAACGGCAUUCUGGUGAAGGGUGGUGCUGCCCUCGAGACCACGACCAAGGUGACGCAAGUUGUUCUUGACAAGACAGGAACAAUUACAUAUGGCAAGAUGAGCGUUGCUUCCGCCAAGAUCAUUCCUCUCUGGCAAGACAAUGAGUGGCGCAAGCGACUCUGGUGGUCUAUCGUCGGUCUUGCUGAGAUGGGCAGUGAGCAUCCCGUAGGCAAGGCAGUGUUAGGAGCAGCCCGAACCGAACUUGGUCUUGAUGCUGAGGCUGCCAUCGAUGGCAGUGUUGGUGAAUUCAAUGCUGCUGUAGGCAGAGGUAUCAGUGCCACUGUAGAGCCAGCUUCCAGCACAAGCCGAACCCGUUACAAUGUCCUCGUCGGCAAUGUUAACUACCUCCGGGAGAACAAUGUCGAGGUCUCUGACAAGGACAUUGAGGAUUCUGAACAGAUGAACUCCAAGAAGAACAGGUCAAAGUCUGCAUCUGCCGGGACAACCAAUAUCUUCAUCGCCAUUGAUGGUAAAUAUGCUGGCCAUCUCUGCCUCGCUGACAGAGUGAAAGAGGGUGCCGCUGCUGCGAUCGAUGUGCUUCACCGCAUGGGUAUCAAGACUGCCAUUGUCACUGGCGACCAACGCUCCACGGCCUUGGCUGUUGCUGCUAUUGUCGGCAUACCUGAUGAUGAUGUCUAUGCUGGUGUUUCCCCCGAUCAAAAGCAAGCCAUCAUCCGACAGCUUCAGUCGCAAGGGCAAUGCGUGGCAAUGGUCGGCGAUGGCAUCAACGACUCGCCUGCGCUUGCUACCGCCGAUGUUGGUAUCGCCAUGGCUAGCGGCACAGACGUUGCCAUGGAGGCUGCUGAUGUUGUGUUGAUGCGCCCGAACAACCUCAUGGACAUUCCAGCAGCGCUCAACCUAGCCCGAACCAUUUUUAGGCGUAUCAAGCUCAACCUUGGCUGGGCAUGUGCUUACAACCUCGUUGGUCUCCCCUUUGCUAUGGGCAUUUUCCUACCCCUUGGAUGGCAUCUGCACCCCAUGGCGGCUGGUGCUGCAAUGGCCUGCAGCAGUGUUAGCGUUGUCAUGAGCUCGCUUCUUCUGAAAUUCUGGAAGCGGCCUCAGUGGAUGGACGAUGCCCUCCUCACUGAGAAGGGCAGCAUAAAGAGACGAGGCCGUGGCUGGGGUCUUGAUGGUCUUGUUACCAAGAUCUCAGACCUAUUUAGUCGCAGAAACAAGAAGGACGAAGGAUACGUGCCUCUUGACACAUUGGAGAGGAAUGAUGUUUAA